CCGAUGUAGAGUCCGCAGCACACGGGACCGCAACUUAAAACACAUGUCUAGAUAACCCGUCUGGACUUUCCUCCUCGGGGGUUUUUUUUCUCCCCCCCCCGUUUUUUUCUUUACACAUUAAACAACAACAUGAUGAAGAAUUGUUGGUAUAAGAUUUCGUGACGACGCCGGCGGACCUACCAACCGGCGAAUCUUACCGAAGCAAAGCGCCGAGUUACCCUAACCUUUAGCUAGCCUGCUAGCUAGCCGCUAGCGUUCAACUCAUCCGGUCCGGUCAGCCACCUGCGCGCCGUGCCACCAACCCCCCCACCCACCCCGCUGUUAGCCGGCAACUCUCGGCAACGCGUGUGUAUAUAUACCCGUCUUGGCAAGCGAGGCGGCGUUUUCCUCGACUGAGGGGCGAAGGGGGUGAAAGCCGUGCCGGGGGUGAGGGAGCCGUUGGACGAAACAGAAGCGGUGCCCCGAAGUGGCCGUUCGCCAUGGAUAACGCACACACGAAGACGGUGGAAGAAGUUUACGGCUUUUUCAACGUGAACGAGAGUACGGGCCUGGGUUCGGACCAAGUGAAGAAGCAGCGAGAGCGAUAUGGACCCAACGAACUGCCAGCUGAGGAGGGUAAAUCUCUGUGGGAACUGGUGAUUGAACAGUUUGAAGACUUGCUUGUAAGAAUUCUUCUGCUCGCUGCCUGCAUAUCCUUUGUGCUGGCCUGGUUUGAGGAAGGAGAAGAGACCGUCACAGCCUUUGUUGAGCCUUUUGUUAUCCUGUUGAUUCUCAUCGCGAACGCCAUCGUAGGAGUCUGGCAGGAACGAAAUGCAGAGAAUGCCAUUGAAGCUCUCAAGGAGUAUGAGCCAGAAAUGGGGAAGGUGUACCGCCAGGACAGGAAGAGCGUCCAGAGGAUUAAGGCGAGGGACAUUGUGCCUGGAGACAUUGUGGAAGUGGCUGUUGGUGAUAAAGUGCCUGCAGACAUCCGGCUGACUGCCAUCAAGUCAACCACACUGAGGGUAGACCAGUCCAUUCUCACAGGAGAGUCGGUUUCUGUGAUCAAGCACACGGACCCAGUGCCCGACCCUCGUGCUGUCAACCAGGACAAAAAGAACAUGCUCUUCUCUGGCACCAACAUUGCGGCUGGUAAAGCUGUUGGCGUGGUGGUCGCCACUGGCGUCAACACGGAGAUCGGCAAGAUACGUGAUGAGAUGGCGUCCACAGAGCAGGAGCGCACUCCGCUGCAGCAGAAGUUGGAUGAGUUUGGGGAGCAGUUAUCCAAGGUAAUCUCACUAAUCUGCAUUGCUGUGUGGAUCAUCAAUAUCGGCCAUUUCAACGAUCCAGUUCAUGGAGGCUCCUGGAUCCGUGGGGCUGUGUACUACUUCAAGAUUGCAGUUGCUCUGGCUGUCGCCGCCAUCCCAGAGGGUCUGCCUGCUGUCAUCACCACCUGCCUGGCUCUGGGGACACGCAGGAUGGCGAAGAAAAACGCCAUCGUCCGUAGCCUGCCCUCUGUGGAGACCCUGGGCUGUACCUCUGUCAUCUGCUCUGACAAGACUGGCACCCUGACCACCAAUCAGAUGUCUGUCUGCAGGAUGUUCAUCAUUGACCAGGCAGAGGGUGAUCACUGUUCCCUGAGAGAAUUCACUGUCACUGGGUCCACAUACGCCCCUGUUGGAGAAGUAUUUCAUGAUGGUAAACCGGUGAAAUGUUCCCAGUAUGAUGCCUUGGUGGAGCUGGCCUCCAUCUGUGCUCUCUGUAAUGAUUCUUCUUUGGACUACAAUGAGACCAAAGGUGUGUAUGAGAAGGUGGGUGAGGCCACAGAGACGGCUCUCACCUGCCUCGUGGAGAAGAUGAACGUGUUCGACACCGAUGUUCAUGGCCUGUCCAAGAUUGAAAGAGCUAACGCCUGUAACUCUGUGAUUAAGCAGCUGAUGAAGAAGGAGUUUACUCUGGAAUUUUCCAGGGACAGGAAGUCCAUGUCUGUGUACUGCACCCCUAACAAGGCCCGCUCUUCAAUUGGCAAGAUGUUUGUCAAGGGUGCCCCAGAGGGCGUAAUUGACAGGUGCACACACAUCCGUGUUGGCAGUAGCAAAGUGCCCCUGACCCCCGGCAUCAAGGAGAAGUUGAUGUCGGUUAUCCGGGAGUAUGGAACGGGCAGGGACACCCUGCGAUGUCUGGCACUGGCCACCAGGGACAACCCCAUGAGCAAGGACGACCUGGUGCUGGAGGACUCUGCUCGUUUUUCUGAAUACGAGACUGAUUUGACAUUUGUUGGCUGUGUGGGCAUGCUGGACCCUCCGAGGGCAGAGGUUGCAGCUUCUAUCAAACUGUGCCGUCUUGCUGGCAUCAGAGUGAUCAUGAUCACUGGAGACAACAAGGGCACGGCCGUGGCCAUCUGCAGACGCAUUGGGAUUUUUGGAGAAGAAGAUGACGUUUCCAGCAUGGCUUUCACUGGCAGGGAGUUCGAUGACCUGUCGCCCGCUGAGCAGAGAGAAGCUGUCGUUAAGGCCCGCUGCUUUGCCCGUGUUGAGCCUUCCCAUAAAUCCAAGAUUGUUGAGUUCCUGCAGUCCUACGAUGAGAUAACUGCUAUGACGGGCGAUGGAGUAAAUGACGCCCCCGCUCUCAAGAAGGCCGAGAUUGGGAUUGCUAUGGGCUCUGGCACAGCUGUGGCCAAGACAGCCUCUGAGAUGGUGCUAGCAGAUGAUAACUUCUCCACCAUCGUAGCUGCAGUGGAGGAGGGGAGAGCCAUCUACAAUAACAUGAAACAGUUCAUCAGAUACCUCAUCUCCUCUAAUGUGGGAGAGGUUGUCUGUAUCUUCUUGACUGCAGCACUGGGCUUCCCAGAAGCCUUGAUCCCUGUCCAGCUGCUCUGGGUCAACUUGGUUACUGAUGGUUUGCCUGCAACUGCAUUGGGCUUCAACCCUCCGGAUCUAGACAUCAUGAACAAGCCCCCACGCAAUGCCCGUGAACCCCUCAUCUCUGGAUGGCUCUUUUUCAGAUACCUGGCAAUUGGAUGUUAUGUAGGUGCUGCCACUGUUGGUGCUGCAGCCUGGUGGUUUGUUGCUGCUGAUGAUGGACCAAGGAUCACCUUUUACCAGCUGAGUCACUUUCUGCAAUGUGGCCCUGAAAAUCCAGACUUCAAGGGUCUAGACUGUGGAGUGUUUGAAUCACCCUACCCUAUGACCAUGGCUUUGUCUGUGCUGGUCACUAUUGAGAUGUGCAAUGCCCUCAACAGCGUGUCAGAGAACCAGUCGCUGCUGCGGAUGCCUCCAUGGGAGAACGUCUGGCUGCUGGGAGCCAUCUGCCUAUCCAUGUCGCUUCACUUCCUCAUCCUCUAUGUGGAGCCUCUGCCCAUCAUCUUCCAGAUUACACCGCUGAAUUUGACCCAGUGGCUGAUGGUGCUGAAGAUUUCCCUGCCUGUGAUCCUGCUGGACGAACUGCUCAAGUUCGCCGCUAGGAACUACCUAGAGCCUGGUAAAGAAUUGGAGAAACCCGCCACCACUAAGGGCUGCUCCCUGUCUGCAUGCACAGAGGGCAUCUCCUGGCCUUUUGUGGCAAUUUCCCUCCCCUUGGUGGCCUGGAUCUACAGCACCGACACUAACCUGGCCGACAUGUUCUGGUCCUGACUGACUUGAGCACACCCCUGACUCUUCCGUUUCCCCCUUUUCCCCUCCUGCCACCCCCCCCCACUUUUCCCUCCCCCUCCCUCUCCGCCUUCCUUUGUGUGCGCCUAGCUAGUUUGUGUGUGUGCGUGUGUAUAGUUAGAGUGUGUGCUUGUGUAUGCCAGCCGAGUGUGCACAAGAAGGACCAAGUGUAACAUAUAAUAGGAAAUGAAUUAAAAUGUAUCAUCGAGGAGUCAUUUCAUAAAAAAAAGACAAAACCAUGACUGGACGAGGCUUUAAACGUGAGUGUAAGGCAGCCGUCACUCCCACAGCUGUGGACUUCCUGCUCUAAACAAAAAAUACUGUCAGGCUUUGUUUUUAUUACUGUCAAAUAUUGCUUUUUAAUUAUUUUGUAAUUUUAAUCGUUUGAGACUAUUAUUCAUUCAUUCAUUCCACUGCAGUACAAACAGAUCCUGUGUUUUUUUUAAGUUCCCCUCAUGUGAAUUUACCCAUUUAGCAGCAGUCCAGUGACCUUACAAAGAUUUAACACAAUUUUAUACAAUUUUUUUUUUUGUUCAUUGCUUUGUACAUGUUUUGACCAGCAUGGCCUCGAAGCAACACCUUAAUGAAUAUUCUCAUGUUAACAUUGUGUUUUCAUAAUCAAACCCAACUUAAAACUCUUUCAGUAGUGCACAGACGGGCGUCUCGCGGCAGAGGAUCGGAAAGGUUUGGGAGUGAACGUUUGAAAGCAUCGGUGUGGAAAAAAAAAUACCCUGAAAAUGAAAACUGCAUGUUCUGACAAAGCAUGAACUGUAUGUGUGUGUGUUUUAUUUUUUAUCAUUUAUAAUUUAAUUGUUUGCCCCCUCCCCCCUUCCCAUAUUAGUGUAAGAUACCAUGAUGGAUGUUUUUUUUCUACUAAUAUGAUUUGAAAAGCCAGUUUUUCUGCACUGGGCAGAGCACAGCUACCUCAAUACGAUCAGUUUAGCUCAUCUGGAGACGCUGUUCCCCACGGCUCCCCGCGGUCCACCACAUCCAGCAGUUUAUUCUCACCACGGCGGGACAUCUGAGGUGUGCCCCUACUCGCUUGUGCAGAAAACGUACGAACAACAUCGCCGCUCCCCCUAAACCUCCUCAUGCUUGUGUGAUCCUGUUGAACUGAUUUUAGCCGUCGAUUAACUUUAUUUGUGUUGUGUUUGUGAGACGGGACGGCGUAGGGAUAAAGGGUGACGACGAUGGGGUUUUGAUUCAAAGGAGAGUAAUACUGCUAAUGCUUCCGAGUACUCCGAACAUUUAACACUUAUUGCAACUGAGACCCCCCCUCCCCCUCCCCCCCAAAUGUUUUUUUUUUCCACUUCCAGGAAAAAUACAUUCAUGAAGCCUUUGAAUCAAAGUGUUUCUGUCUUUAUUUAACAGGACUGCAACAAGCCGGGUUGCACAAAACUCGUUUAUAUGCCUUUUAUUGUCUUCUGUGUUUUAUGGAUGUGCAUAUAAUACUUGAAAUACAAGACGGUGUACAGAGUCUGAUGACUGCUUCCUGUUUACUUGGUACAACACGGCUUGCAGGGGCUGUUAUUUAUAAUACAGAACAAACGGAUCCGGUGUAUUUUUUUGACCCCCUUCGUGGGUUUCGGUGUAUAGAGAUCUGGCCGUUUGUACCCGGGAGUAUCAUACCGUGUAGUAUAGUAAUCGCUGCAUCAGAGUCUGUACAGUCACCACGCUGAUCUUAAACCGCUUUUAACCGGCGUUUUGUACCUGAGAAGCCAUGUGUGGGGGGAUAACGCCACAGGGUAAAGCAUGUUGUGUUGUUUUUUCUUGUUUGGGUUUGUUUUCCUUGUUGUUGGGUUGAAGCUUGAGCUUGUUCACAUUGUUGUACUCACAGCUGUGUGCUUUCUCCUUCAAUGCCUACCAUUGGCUCCCUUGUCACUCGAGUGAGUAUCCCUUUGCCUUCACACGCCACAAAACACAAGUGCACAAUGUGACUCGAGAGGGGGAAGAGGUCGUGUCUCUCACUUCAUUAGCGAUGGGGAAACUCGCUGCACCUUUGUCACUGGGUUUCCAAAGUCAGAUUAUGAAAGAUUGACAGCCCCCCCUUUUUUUUUCUCCUCCAAUUGUAUCCAGCCAAUAACCCUACUCUUCUGAGCUGUCCCGGUCGCUGCUCUGCCCCCCUCUGCCGAUCCGGGGAGGGCUGCAGACUACCACAUGCCUCCUCCGAUACAUGUGGAGUCGCCGGCCGCUUCUUUUCACCUGACAGUGAGGAGUUUCACCAGGGGGACGUAGCGCGUGUUGGUAGGCAACGGAAUUGAACGCUAUGCCACCCGGACGCCCCAAGAUUGACAGUUUUGACUUCAGUUUUGGUGGCGCAGUGGUUAACGCGGUCGCCUCACAGCAAGAAGGCCCCGAGUUCGAAUCCCCGGGGUUGGCCAACCUUGGGGGUCGUCCUCUGUGUGGAGUUUGCGUGUUCUCCCCCGUGUCUGCGUGGGUUUCCUCCAGGUGCUCCGGUUUCCUCCCACAGUCCAAAGACAUGUAGGUCAGGUGAAUCGGCCGUACGAAAUUGUCCCUAGGUGUGACUGUGUCGACCCUGUGAUGGCCUGGCGGCCUGUCCAGGGUGUCUCCCCACAUGCCGCCCAAUGACUGCUGGGAUCGGCUCCAGCAGCCCGCGACCCGAAUUCGGAUAAGUGGCUUGGACAACGGAUGGCUGGAUGACAGUUUUGAGUUGUCUCUGAUGUGAUGAUGUUGCCACUGCAAGAUAACAGUAAAGCAUCACGUCAUCCGUCAAAGUUGAACUUGGUCUAACGAUUGGUUGCCCAUCGACUCUCUUCAGGAAACACUUGAUUUGCUGGGUUGACUGGCACCCUGACCGUACGGCGCGCUACCUGAUGCUCAAUUUAUCAACGUUAAACCAAGAAAACAUGGAUUAUAGCAGCGCGGGUUCGAUCACCACCGCUUAUGUCGGGGACUCGAAUACAAGAAUAAGCAAAACCGGCCUAAAUUUUGAAAUCAGUAUUCACAUGCUAGCACUGCUCCUUUUCACCCUCUUGACACACCUGCUUAUAUAGUCUCACCAUCAUUAAAAUGGGUUUUAAGGCAAGAAAUGAAAAGUCAUUUGUUUUACAAUACAGCAAGUACGUGACAUUUUUUUUAAGUGCUAAUAUUUUGUUCUAAUUUUGCCCCUCUAGGUUGGCUCUCGUAAAAGACUCGCAUUUUCUGCAGUUAAGAGUAGGUGCAGAGGCUGGCAUUGUCCCACCAUCUAGUAUGUGUGCCCUCUGUAACCUCGUAGCACGUCACAUCCCCAAGGCACCGCGGCAAUGUAAGCACCCUCUGCAGACGAAGGGACGGGUUUUAAGGUGUUUUAACUGCAAAAUGGGAAAAAAAAAGAACCAAAUAAAGUUGACUUGUGCCAGAAUGUGCACAUGCAAACGUCAUCCCGUCUGUAAAUUGAUGCCAACUAUUCCAGUUUUGUGUGCAGGGAAGUCUGCGGUAUCCUUGUAAUUCCUUCCUAGCAUGAAGAACUUGUCUCCGAGCUUUUGUCACCCAUGAUCACUGUGGUCAUUUUUCAUGUCGAAGUACAACAGUCACGCAUGCACUUAAGCUGUAAGUAGGCUUGGCAGAUUCAUAUUUAUAGAUUAUAAUAUUGUAUAAUGCUCCAUUACAUGACGGAUGGUUUUACAGGAGAAAAAGAUAAAAUAUAUUGGAUAAUCACUGUUUUUAUUAUAAUGCUUUGGGGGAUUUGCACAAUGUUGUACUUGGAAGAAAAGAAAAAAAAAGUAGUUAUGUUUAGGACUUGACUGGUCUGCUUCUUGAGUUUGAACGUUUGUCAAUUUAUUUACUUGCAAGUGGAUUUAGGCCUUCGCAAACAGGAUAUCGGACUGACACUUGGCUCCAUCGGUGUCUUGCAAUACAACAGUGUUAUACUGUACUGUGUUCUCUGCAUCACCAACUUCACCAACAUAACCUGCAGUUAAACUGUGAUGAGGUGGGGGGGGGGGUACAGUGCCCCUCCCCCCCAGUCUGUGGAAGAACAAUGUUAUGCAUAUGUAAAAUGACGAUCAUUGUGUGUGCCAAUGAUGAUUGUACUUGCAUUACUGAGAUUGUGGUUUCAGGUAAAUAAACAAAACAAAAACAU
Messenger RNA from Lampris incognitus (smalleye Pacific opah), 7707 nucleotides. RefSeq names its product sarcoplasmic/endoplasmic reticulum calcium ATPase 2. The coding region runs from base 480 to 3608 and encodes 1042 amino acids. Gene Ontology annotation, cellular component: membrane. The transcript has 23 exons. The record is from RefSeq and is a predicted model, not a curated record. NCBI's taxonomy places the organism in Eukaryota, Metazoa, Chordata, Actinopteri, Lampriformes, Lampridae. Gene Ontology annotation, molecular function: ATP hydrolysis activity; ATP binding; P-type calcium transporter activity. Gene Ontology annotation, biological process: intracellular calcium ion homeostasis; calcium ion transmembrane transport.